GCCUUUCCUACUGGAUACUGUGCGGUGCAGGUGGGUGCCAGGCAGCGGCUCCUUCUCAACUUCGACCCGGCCUUACCGUCUCCUGGACAAUGGAGGCGCAGCAGGCACAAGUUCUGUAGGUAGGUCUAGCCAAGCCACAAGACAGCAUUGGCUUCAAGCUUGGAGGAGGUGAGAAAAACAAGGCACUACUGUCCACAGGAGAGAGGACAAGCUCUAGGAUAUUCACCAGACUCAAGCAUCCGAGGUCCAUAUGGCAGAAGGGAAGACUCUCUCUCAAAGAAAUUGUGUGGUCAACAGAGACUAGAAAGAGAAAUGACACUCGCUUCCUGCUUGGAUCCUCCUGGUGUAACUUAAGGAAUGAAAAAAGAACAGUGGUCUGCUGGAAACGCAGCCAUUGCACGAGACAGAUGAAGAAGUGGUCACUGAUAUUGAUUUCACAAGCAUGAUUUCUGAAGAAGAGAGAGAAGAAUUAAAGAUUGAGCUAGCCAAGCUAGAGGAUGAAAUUUCAACUUUACGGCAAGUGUUAGCAGCCAAAGAAAAGCACCUGGCAGAAAUAAAACAAAAGCUUGGUAUCAACCUGAUGAAUGAGCUGAAACAGAACUUUAGCAAAAGCUGGCACGACAUGCAGACGACUUCUGCUUAUAAGAAAACACAUGAAACUCUGAGCCAUGCAGGACAGAAGGCAACAGCAGCUAUCAGCAAUGUAGGAACAGCCAUUGGCAAGAAAUUUGGAGAUAUGAGGUCACAUUCGAUUGGUUACUCUAUUCGCCAUUCCAUAAGUAUGCCUGCUAUGAGGAAUUCUCCAACUUUCAAAUCGUUUGAAGAGAAGGUUGAGACCACUGUCACAAGCCUGAAGACGAAGGUUGGAGGGACAAGCCACAGUGGGGGGAGUUUUGAAGAAGUUCUCAGUUCUACUGCCCACGCCAGUGCUCAGGGCUCUAUCACAGGCACUCCGCUUCCUGAGAACGAGGAGGAACUUCAGUGUUAGACUGUAGCCCCUACUGGCCAUCUGUAUCCGACCUGGUGAGACUUAAUGUUUUCUAUGCUUUCUUUCCACAUCCAGCUUGAGACACGUGGCUUUGUAACCUCUUGAAAAUGGCCUCACUCAUGUGAUACUAUAGUCAUUCUUCCAAAUGUAUUGGUAUUUUUACUAGGCCAUUUUUACCAUUAAGCAUUUUUAUACUCCAUAGAAAUUGCGCACACCAUCAUUUCUUAAUGUUCCAAUUUCUAUAAUGUAACCAAACAGUUCUUGCUUUAUGGUAUUUUCCCUCCAAUUCACUCCACACCUCUGGUCCAGUUGAUAAUUUCUUUGUUUUUUAUUUAUUUAAAGGACUAAAUGGGUUUUUAGUAUGCAUGUUUCCACCGAUUCUGUAACCCCUCUGUGCCACAGCAGACAGAUGGGUCUAGGACUGUGCAAGGAUUUCCGUUGCCAGCAAUAGUCUGUACACCAGCUGUCCACCAAAUUAUACUAGUGCCCUUUACCGAGCAUACAGACAUGACCUGAGCUGCUUAAGGAGUCAAACAGAAUCAUUUGUUGUUACACUGCUGUCUCUCUUCCUUUUUCACUUCCACAGCCUGUCUUUGAAUUUCCUCCCCUAAAGAGGAACCCAAUUGUUCAGAUGCAAACUAAGUUGAUCAGUUACUGCAGUGGUCUCCAAAGUGGGGGUGCGCAGCAGGAGGAGCGCACUUUUUUUUUUUUUGCUUUGCUUCGGCAGGGGGUGCGCGAUCAAAAAAGUUUGGAGACCACUGAGUUACUGUCCCACAGCAGGAAACGCUACAGUUGAAAAACAUGUUCUGUUUGAUACUGGGACCCAAUUUCAGUAUUAAACCAACAAACACAAACUGUACCUGUUUGCCUCCAUACCAUCUCCUUAGAAAGAAGGUCAGAUUAAUAUGACUGAAUAGUGUGAGCCUCAUUAGAGUUAGAACCUUGAGAGAAUCUGUGUACAACAACUUAAUAAAGAUGUGCCAUGCCUUUAGUUUACACUCCAGAGCUAGUACUUAGUAUAAACCUUACAUUUUAUGGUAGACUGGCUGAGUACGUGCUUCAGACUGGAUCAAACUGUCCUGCUUUAUUGCACUUCAGGGCAUAAUUCAAUCUUCAAGAAGCCAGAAUCAUCUCUUAGCUUAGAUGCAGCAUGAUUUGUUGCAUCACUUUAAGAGAAGGAACAGUAAGGUUAUUAUAGUGCAGCCAGCCAUUGGUGGCAGUAAAAGCCUAUCACGUAUAAACAUGAAUGCGGGGGAAGGAGGAGGGGGAGAGAGAGAGGAAUGUAGCCUGCUUUUAAAAUAGACCUGUUCAAUUAUCGUACUGCAAAGCUUCAAAUCAACUUUAGCCAUUCUGUAUCCAAGGUUUUGCUAAAAGCUUGUCAGGAAAAUCCUGUAUCAAAGUGGUUUUACAGGGGUUCUGUUUUUGUUUUUAACGUCUUACACUUAAUUCUCCCAUGUGACAAGUUGAUUCUGAACACCUCUCAAAUGUUUCUUUAAUGUGAUUUAUUUUAAUGUUACACAGAAAGCAAAUUAAUUUUUUGGUGACAAUUUGCAAGUUUCUGUUGCAGCAUUGUGCAUAAACAUUCAUUUUAUUUUUAAAAACAAUUACAUAGUUUGUGUAAAUGAAGUUAGUGAUUUUUAUUAAAAUGAGGUUUUUAAAAUGAGCGUCUCUGCCUUGUGUGUUUUUAUUAGCAAGAUGCCCCUUGUAACAUUCUAUUAGAACAAGACUGUAUUACAAUGGAAAUACAAAAAAAAAAGUUGCAGAUGGAUAGUUUGGGGCACCCCCAUAGCUAAUAUAAGCUAUCUGAAAUCAGGUUUAUUUUUCCCCAUCAUUGAUAGUUAGAAACACACAAACCUGAUUAUUAUUAUAGCCAUUUAAAAUAGGACUAUACCUGCUACUUGCACAGUGUGCAAGAAUUCUAAAAUGGCAUUUUUAUACUCAAAAAACUUGUGUGUAAACAUACCGUUGAUGCCCAGUCUCUCUUCCUAACUAUUAAAGUGGUGGGCAAUUGAGACAUCCAUAUGGGAAGUGGGAGAGGGUGAGGGCCAGGUUGUUUGGGGACGCAUAGCCUUCCCCACCCGGCCCUCCAUACAGUUUGGCCUGAGGGCAACAUCAGGAUUCCGAAAAAGUUUGCCCACCCCUGGCUUAAGUAGAUAGAAAAGUUGUCAGGGUCAGGACAUAUGAUCAUUUUACCAUAGGAACAGGUAGUGACUUAUUCUCACAGACCAGUACUGGACUAUCCUAAAGGAAAAGGACAAGACAUAUGAUUAUUCUAUGCUAGUACAAACCCAGGAGGUGCCAUCAUGCCCUUUGGUACCUGGAAUGCAUAUGUCCAGUGCUAUUGGAAAAACAAAGCAGAUUGGUUAAAUCUAGUUUUAGAUGACCUAUACAUUACUUUUUACUUGGCAUUUGGAGUGUAACUUUGGGAGCAUACCUGUGUAAGGUGAAUGAAACAAUGCCACAUGAGAUGGCUUCCUGGAGACUGGUAUCAUAUGGAACCUUUUUCCAUAAAUUGGACUAACACUGGCUAUUUGGUCUCUUGCAUAUACAGUAGAAGUAGAACCUC
Molecule: messenger RNA, 3554 nt
Organism: Chrysemys picta bellii (western painted turtle)
Lineage: Eukaryota; Metazoa; Chordata; Testudines; Emydidae
Source: RefSeq, a predicted model, not a curated record